GCAGGGAUGCUGCGCCUAAACCCCCUCUACCUGAGGAGAACAGCAUCAUCCUCCGAGGGGAAGGACGAAAGUGGGGAGAAGGCGGCCGAGCUCGCACAGAGCCUGCUGAGCUCUUCCGAGGACUGCCCGCCUGACACCCCAGCAAAGUUUCCGGACCUCGGUGACGAGAGGGGAGGAGGGAUGUGAGAUCCUUCUCCUCCCAGCGCACAGCUGGGCUUCCACUCCUGGCAUUGCUGGGACUAGCCAUGGCUUUGUCAUCCCGGACCGAAGGGUGAAGGGGAGACCCGGGGCACCCGUUCUCUCCAUCGCUUUCCCUGGCUCCACGUUCCAGCCCAGGGAUUUCCAGGCAGGAGGAGACCGGAGCUAGCCUUCUCAUCACAGCAUACACCCCCUGAGGAUUGAAGUGACCUCUGAGACCCAUCUCAACAUGUUCAGCGAAAAGAGCAGCGCCUCUUUGUCCCAAAAACCCAUUCAGAAAAAGACCCGGCCUCAGGGCCUCCCCUCCCCUGCUCUCUGCUGCGCUUGCGGACUUUGCAUCAUGCUGGCAGGGAUCAACAUCACUUUAGUGGGAGCAUUUGCCUUUGGGACCUUCCUCCCUGUGAACAACCCUCCCAUCAUCAUUGGACCCAUCCUGUUGGUGGUGGCCUUCACGUUCUUCGGUGCCUGCUGCAUCUGCAGCCGGAGGCCCCCCGCUCAUGGGGCCAGGAAAUCCAAACCAGGUUCCAACACUGGGCUCAUCAAACCUGGCAACACAGCCUUUGAAAUUGAAACUAGUGAGCACACGGUGCAGGAUACCACUGCUGUUCAGCUGAGCCCCACAAAUUCCCCCAUCUCCUCCAAAAAGUCCACACCGGUUCAUGAGAACGCCAAGACUUGCAAACUCUUCACCAUGGAAGGCAACGGGCCAGUGGCCAAAUACACCACAGGAGGAGAGGCCAUACAGCUCAACUUGCCCAGGGACCUGGCUGCAUCCUAAACCCAGGCAGAGCCUUUGUCAGCAGCCAGCCAAACGCUGCCGUGGGUGGGCUGGAAAACCCUGGUGUACCAUCAGUCAGAGGUGUGGGGAAGGUGCUUGUGAAAAGCCAGUAGACAGUCAGGUCUCUCUGGACCAAUUUAAGGGAGGAGGAUGCAACAGCUGAAAAAAAAUACAGAUUUUUGCUGAAACACGCCCAUUAUAUGUUUUUAAAAUAAAAUUGAUAAUGAUGUUGCCAUGAAAAGAUGACUCUGAGUUCCUGGAAAUACACUGCCUUUUUUUGGGGAGCAGAUAGGAAGAGGGGAACGAAUUGAUUUGUCUAGUUUAACGUGGAAAUGUGAUGGUUGGAAGAAGAGGCUACAUGGGACUGACAAAUGACAGAUUUUUCUUCUCAGAAGUGAAGCAAUUCUUGGACAUAAAAGAAGCAGGAAUGCAGUAAAUUACAGCUUGCUGCUGCUCAGUCACAAGAAGAUUUGAGCAUUUUUAGUGCCAGACUUUUUGACAGUAGGGACAAAGCUAUGUGUUUGCUAUUGAAAAAGCAUUGUGAAACAAUCUCCCCUCUGUUGAAAAUCCCUGCAACAUCUUGCCUUCGUCUGGGUGAUUUUACCACCCAUUCUAAGAGAAGGAAUCACAAGGAUCACAAUUAGCCUUGGUGUUUUCCUCUUUUGUUAAUGAGUUUGAGCUCCAGCUGUGCUACUCCACAAAGUAUUUAUCUUGGAAGGUCAGGCAGGCUGAAUCCUGGAGUAACCAGAGACUAACAGGAACCUGCAAAUGAAAUUUUUGGGCAAUGAUUAUGUACUGAGCGCUAGACAACUUCCUUCCCAUAUUCUUGUGGAAGGCUGGCCUGGGACACAUAUCACCUUGGGGCAGCAAGUAGAUAGCUGUGUGGACUUCAGUAUAGCUGUGCUGGAAGAUGGUGAGUGGAUCUCAUUCCCUGAAGUGACUCUGGGAUCCAUUACAAGGAGUGGAUCUCCUUGCUGCAGGAAACGGGAUGCUCAGUGUGCUCAUGGGCUUGGAAAGCAAUGGGAUGAGCUUGCAGAUGGGAACUUACUAAGAGCUGUUCUAAGCAAAGACACCCCCUCUGCCCUGGAAAGACCCCAAUCUGAUGAAUUAGUGCUGCAAAGGAUUUGUGUUGGGCCACAAGCAGAGCUCUGCAUGACCAGGCUGUGAGAGCCACAUGACUGGUGUGCUGGUUAAGCGAGGGCACGUGUGGCCGUGGGGGAGCUGCAGAGAAGAGCCUCAGUGCUGUGCAGUCCAUGCAUGUGGUGUCCUGGUUGCUCUGGGCAGCCACUGUGCAGCUGAUGACCCCUUCAUGAACUUGGGUAGGAUGAGGUUGGAUUGAAAAAUUCCUUCAUGAAAGGGGACUGAACGCUCAGUCUUAAUGUGGGUCCUCCUUGAGUGCUGCAACAGUUUGCUGCCUUCAACAGCUCCUUCCACACCAAGUAAUUGCGUCUGUGAUUUUAGCAGGGCUGGUCUAUACUGGCUAGAAGGAGAAAAGGCAGGCUGGGGAGAAGGAUAUUUGUGUGGGCCUGGGGAGAUGUGGGUUCAAGUGUUUGGUGCAGCCUCCAGGUCUUGGGCAACUCGUUUAGUUGUGCUGCCGCUCAGCUCCCUGCCUGUGCCAAAGGGAAAACACCUGCUCCCAGCUCCACUUAAAGCUGCUUUAGAGAUGAGCAGCAAGGUUGGUAUUAGCACACCUGAGUCUGGAGAUUGCUUGAAGGUGGAUGAGCCUGUGUGGUCUGAUCUCUGCAUGAUUUCCUUCAGAGCUUGUUCUCAUGGUGAGCUCUGCCUCCAGCACUGCCUGCCAUCGGCACGCAGGGACUGCUGUGCUGAGCAAAAGGCUCCCGUGAUUUUUGUCUGCCCGUGAGUGCUGUAGCAACAGCUUGUUGAUGUAGGUUUGAUUCCCAGCUUGCCUUUUGGAACAGCAAACAACAGUUUGGAAGUCCUUUAGAGGCUUUUCCCACAUGAAUGUGGUUACUGCAGCACUUUUCUUUGAGCACUUGGAGCCAAAAAAGUUGGUAAAAUCAAGUGGUAACCGUACAGCUCCUUUUUUUAUUCACUGAAGGCGUGAAAGCCAAGUCUGGAAUGCAUACGGGAACCACUCCUUAUCACAGCUGCACCAUGAAAUGCUUCCAGUGAUGGACAAUACCAUGGCUGAUCCCAUACAAGUCAAAGGCCCUUUGGGCAGGAAAGAGGACAGGAGCAGAAUUUUGAGGGGGCCAGUUAGGAGUUUAGUGUGGUUCACUGGCACUGUGGCAUCACAACCAGUGCCAUGUAGGGAGCCCUGACACAGCCCUAGGACCUGGCACAUCCUGUGCUGCCCAUACCUGUGCUUUGGCACCACGAAGCCAGUGUUGCUCUGGGAGCUGAAAUCCUUGGGAUCCAAGAGAUAACAACCAGCAGAGAUGGAACCUGGGCAAGCAGAGGUGUAGGACGAGUGAGAUGCUGAUCCCCUGGUGCAGUGGGUCUGUCCCCCAGGCUGUGACCCCAGCUGCCUGCCUGCAGAGCCAGGUGGGCCCCAGAACAUCUGCUGCCUUCCUGCCUUUGCCACCUUCUUGUCCUUUGGAAUUUCCACGUCUGUCUGUCUGUUCUCCACCUCUGUGACUGGCUGUUACUGAUGUUGUUGUGAAUCUCGUGCCUCCUUGUGUACCGGGAGACAAGGGAGAGUUUCUUGUUCUCCAAGUCAGCGUUUCUGGUGUGAGUCUUUUUUUUUGAAAUUGCUAUUUCUGUGUGUGCAACGUGGAAUUUGGAAAAGACAGACCCAUUAAAAUAAUUGCACUCAGAAA
Messenger RNA from Myiozetetes cayanensis, 3756 nucleotides. RefSeq names its product transmembrane protein 275 (gene TMEM275). The record is from RefSeq and is a predicted model, not a curated record. Bases 428 to 976 code for a protein of 182 amino acids. The transcript is spliced from 2 exons. Lineage: Eukaryota; Metazoa; Chordata; Aves; Passeriformes; Tyrannidae.